Messenger RNA from Ogataea parapolymorpha DL-1, 2103 nucleotides. Its product is annotated as Mitochondrial amino acid transporter. Lineage: Eukaryota; Fungi; Ascomycota; Pichiomycetes; Pichiales; Pichiaceae. Gene Ontology annotation, biological process: aspartate transmembrane transport; L-glutamate transmembrane transport; malate-aspartate shuttle. The record is from RefSeq and is a predicted model, not a curated record. Bases 1 to 2103 code for a protein of 700 amino acids. Gene Ontology annotation, molecular function: L-aspartate transmembrane transporter activity; L-glutamate transmembrane transporter activity. The transcript has a single exon.
AUGUCACCCAACGUAGAUUCAUCUCUGUCUACUAUUUUCGAGCAGUUUUCCAAACAGUACUCAGAUCUGGACACUCAGGAGAAAGUGUUGAAGUUUGAGGAUUUUGUGAAUGUGCUCAGAAAUCAGGAGAAGCCAAAUCUCUCUAGAGUGACUUCGUUCCUGCCAAUCGACUCCUUUGGGUUACUUUAUCUAAUUGCUGACCACGAGAAGAAAGGAUACUUGACAGAGAGCGAUUUUCAGAAGUUUUCCAAGGAACUCCUCAAUGUGCAGACUAAUACUGAGGAGUCCCCCAAGUUACUUUUCAAGCUGUUCAAGCUGUUCGAGAAAGAUUUUUACAAUGAGCGCGAGACUCCUCAGGAGAUCAAGACGGACCGGUUCUUGGAUAUUCUGUCGAACCUGAACCAGACAAUAAAAACAAGUUCUGACAUCGAGCCUGUGAAAAAAUAUCUUGAGGAGAAUAAACUCGACAAAUUGACCCCGGCAGACUUUUCCGCGCUUAUCGAAAAGUUGCCAUUGAUCAAGCUUGACGAAAAGUUCAAGCAGCUGUCCCAGAACGACAAGAUCGACAUCGCUAGCUUCAGAGACAUAGUCAACGAAAUAUUCCACUCUAGACUUCCAGACAAUAUUCUUUCACGGAUUGAAUCGUUUUCAAAAGCCAAUUUUGGCCCAAGCCUGUCGCUGAGCGACUCAGAAACCGUGAUCAAGCUUCUUAAAGAUCUUCCCUCGCUGAAUUACGCCAUAUAUGAGCAGAUCUCCACUGGACAGUACAACAACACAAAUAAACUGAUUUCCAAGGAUGAGUUCUACAAGUUUGCCAAAUCUCGCGUUGCUGGCUCCCUCACUGAGGAGGAAGCGUCGCUAUUCUUCAAAUGGAACCUGCAGCUUCUCCAGCAGCAAGAUCGCACCUCUGCCAUUAAAUCUGGCGACAUGUUGGCUAUUCUCACGGACGACUUGAUCAAAAGCCGCGAGUCUUCGGAUAUCGUUCCGUUCAGUUUCUAUCCGAUUUUGAAUUCGGCUUACUCUUUCCUUCUUGGAUCCGUGGCUGGUGCCAUUGGUGCUACUGUUGUUUACCCAAUUGAUUUGGUGAAGACCAGAAUGCAAAAUCAGAAGGGCAACUCUCUCUACUCGUCAUACGGUGACUGUUUCCGCAAAGUGUUCAAACACGAAGGUUUCAUUGGGCUUUACUCUGGUCUGCUUCCUCAGCUGGUUGGUGUUGCUCCGGAAAAGGCCAUCAAACUCACUGUUAAUGACAUAGUGAGAGGAAUUGGAGCGGGCUACUGCAAGAAUGGCGAGCUGACUAUGGGCUGGGAGAUCCUGGCCGGAUCUUCUGCUGGUGCCUGCCAAGUCAUAUUCACCAAUCCUCUUGAGAUCACCAAAAUCAGACUGCAAGUGCAAGGAGAAACUGUGAGACAAAUGGCCAAAGACGGCCUUCCGUAUGUUGAGAAGUCUGCCGUCGAUAUUGUGAGGGAGCUGGGGCUCCGGGGCCUUUAUAAAGGAGCAUCUGCCUGUUUGCUCAGAGACGUUCCCUUCAGUGCCAUCUACUUCCCAGCAUAUGCAAAUAUCAAGAAGUUUGUGUUUGGCUUCGAUCCAAACAACCCAGCCAAGAAGAGCAAGCUCGAGUCAUGGGAGCUGCUUCUUAGUGGAGCGCUUGCCGGAAUGCCAGCGGCAUACUUCACGACUCCGUGCGACGUGAUCAAGACCAGACUCCAGGUGGAGAGUCGUCCUGGCGAGAAGGCGUACAAGAACAUUGCGGACGCAUUCUCCCGGAUAUUGAAAGAAGAAGGUUUCUCUGCCCUGUUCAAGGGCGGCAUCGCCAGAAUCUGUCGGUCAUCGCCGCAAUUCGGAUUCACGCUUGCAUCAUACGAGCUGUUCCAGAGCUGGAUUCCUCUCAAACGGUUCUACCCCGAUCAGACGUCCAGAACCCUGACUGACGGCCACGGCAACGUUCUCAAAUCUCUGACACCGACCUCGUCGCAAGAAACCGUGCACCACGAGCUUUCCGAGGGCGCGAAGCAGUUUGUGAGCACGUCGCUGGAGCUGAACCCGGCUCUCAACAGCUUCAACUACUACAAUUACCUUGAUUACAGGGGCAACAAGAAAUAG